GUGUGGUUAGAGUGAUUAUAAUUUUUUUUGACUUACUUAUUGGAGUUCUAAUCCACAUGGCACUGACAAAUUUCACAAAAAUAUUUGCCCCAAGUAAGCAGCUCUACGGCAGCCACUAUCAUCAUCAUCAUCUUGCUUCUUUCAGUUGAUCUAUUUCUUAUUUUUAAUUUACAUUCACUGCUCAAAGCCAUGGCAACCCACCUCAGGCUUGACUCUCACCUAUUGCUAAUAUUCUACUAUUUCGAAGAACCAGGGCUCACUCCCUGAGAAGACAAGAGAAGAGAAGAGGACAUAUUCAAUGGCCAAAUCACCUCUCUCUCUUCAAUUAACCUUCAUGUUCUCCCUUUCUAUGUCAGCCGCUUACUCCUUCUCAUCGCUUUCGUCACCGCUCUCUCCUCUUAAACCAUUUUCGACGUCCUCUUCACCUUCAAAAACACCCAAAGCCACUACUUCGGACCUACUUACUCUGCUCAGCGAUAGACGCAGUUCCUCAACGCUCAAUCCUCUUGUAUCUCGCGAACUCAAUUCUUGCCUCAAAUUUCUCGUACCCUUUACCCCCAAUGGGAUUAAAAUGGUCCCUAUAAGUUGUUCGCAUCGAAAGAGCUUGAACUCGAACAGAAAUGGAGUUCUGGCACGUAGAGAGGAGGAUGAGCUUAUAUGGUGGCCUCCACAAUCAGUGUUGGAUUUGGCUCGUCUUGCUUUCGAUUCUCGUGGAGAUUCCGCAGCGAUCCACCGAGUCCUUGACCCCACUGUGAUCCCUGUACCUGAUGUUGAAGGAUCGAAUGAAGACCGUUGCCAACUAACUCGAACUCCAUAUGGGUUUCGGUUUAUUAGUGAGGAAUUGAAUUUGUACCUUAAAUUUUUGUUUGAACUUAUUGUUGCUCGAGCUCCUGCUGUUGGGUUGAAUGCAUCAUUGAAUCGAUAUGACUUUUUUCAUGGUCAUAUUUUUCUCGCCACAGACAGUGGCAGGCUUGGUAUAUUGUUCCAUGCCAAAGAGUACCCAGCAUUUGACAAAAAAGUGUUCCCUUACAAUAUGGGUUAUUGCCAAAAAGGAUCAAAUGUAUCAUACGAUAAUUCAAUGAACUUGCGAAAUAUUCUUUGGCUGGCACCAUUGCCUAGUGAUUCAACCGGAGACACAUGGGCAGCACCAGGUGUGCUGGUGGUGUUGGAUGCUCGUCCAGGAGGAAUUAUUUAUAGAGACAUUAUACCUGAUUAUGUAAAGUUUGUUAGGACCAUAUAUGAAGAUGAUUUUGGGGAGGUGGUAGCUGAUGUCAAUUACUUGGACGUAGGAGAUGUUAAGCCAAAUUAUCAACUUUUUAUUUGCUGACAUUCUUUUCUAUGCUUAUUUGAUUGGCAGGAUGGUACAACGGGGAAAUUGCCAUACCUGGCUAUUCUCACAACAGAAAACAAAGAUGUAGUACUUGUUUAGGCAAUGUGAUUUUCACUUGCCUUCAUUUCAUGAGGGAAUUAAGUUCAGAUAAUUGGGACUGGAGUUGUGAAUUCAUUGAUUGAUUCAUUUCUGCUUGAUGGAAAUUGGAUUCUUCUAAUAGAAGUGUUACUAUCUUUUUACUAGCAAUCUGAUGUUUAAAAAUCAUUGUUGAUUCCAUAAUAUUAAAAUUGUAUGUUGUUGAGACUUGAGUUCAUAAACUAUGGGUGUGCCUGGUAAUGGUAUAUAGUCAAAUGGAUGUCUCCAAAAUAUUCCAAUGAAACGUAAUGCUUGUCAUUCUUGUAUCGGAAUCAGAUUAAUCGCUAUUAGAUUUUAUUUUUCCUUUGAA
Molecule: messenger RNA, 1775 nt
Organism: Cannabis sativa
Lineage: Eukaryota; Viridiplantae; Streptophyta; Magnoliopsida; Rosales; Cannabaceae
Exons: 8
Coding region: 299-1327 (342 amino acids)
Source: RefSeq, a predicted model, not a curated record